Messenger RNA from Cylicocyclus nassatus, 290 nucleotides. Lineage: Eukaryota; Metazoa; Nematoda; Chromadorea; Rhabditida; Strongylidae. The record is from the annotation of a GenBank genome assembly.
GAGCUGGCAGGAAAGCGGUUGCGGUUACAUUUCUUAACGCAUCGCAAUGAGCGAUUCGGAUGUCUACGUUGUUGAUCAAUCGGAGUAUUUGGCGCCGUUUAUGGUAUUUUUCGCCAUUGGUUUCCUUUAUGGUAUCUUGCUUGCUUACAUGCACACAAGAGUUGUCUCAUCAAUGGUUAAAGAACGAAUAUCACAUCUUCCAAGAGCGAAGAAGGUGAAGAAGAAGAAAAAGAAGAAGAAGAGGAGAAAGUAGUUUUGGGUGUUUAAAGUGAAUAAAUCUGUUAAUAUAG